Messenger RNA from Alligator sinensis (Chinese alligator), 2459 nucleotides. RefSeq names its product ZZ-type zinc finger-containing protein 3-like. The coding region runs from base 33 to 1292 and encodes 419 amino acids. The transcript is spliced from 12 exons. The record is from RefSeq and is a predicted model, not a curated record. Lineage: Eukaryota; Metazoa; Chordata; Crocodylia; Alligatoridae. Gene Ontology annotation, molecular function: zinc ion binding.
UUGUAACAGGAUUGUGUAGGUGGUAAAGGGACAUGGAACCACUUGUCUUGUCUUGGGCUGGAGGGAAACUUAUUUUGAAUUAUCAGAGACUGUUACAGACGAUUGCUGUACUCGAGGCUCAGCGCACUCAAGCAGUUCAAGACCUUGAAAAUUUAGGCAGACACCAGAGAGAAGCACUGAAGAAUCCCAUUGGAUUUGUGGAAAGACUCCAAAAGAAGGUUGAUAUGGGGCUUCCAUAUCCUCAAAGGGUUGUUCAGCUACCUGAGAUUGCCUGGGACCAAUACACCACCAGCCUUGGAAACUUUGAGAGAGAAUUCAAAAACCGAAAACGUAAUAGUAGGAGAGUGAAGCUGAUUUUUGAUAAAGUAGGUUUACCUGCAAGACCAAAAAGUCCUUUGGAUCCUAAGAAGGAUGGAGAGUCUGUUUCAUACUCUGUAUUGCCUUUAAGCGAUGGUCCAGAAGGUUCAACUAGCAGUCGCCCACAGCAGAUGAUAAGAGGGCGACUUUGCGAUGAGACCAAACCCGAAACUUUUAACCAGCUGUGGACUGUAGAAGAACAGAAAAAACUUGAACAGUUACUCUUGAAGUACCCACCAGAGGAAGUAGAAUCCCGACGAUGGCAGAAGAUAGCUGAUGAACUGGGAAAUCGAACAGCAAAACAGGUUGCCAGCAGGGUGCAAAAGUAUUUCAUAAAACUGACUAAAGCUGGCAUUCCAGUACCAGGCAGAACUCCAAACUUAUAUUUGUACUCCAAAAAGUCAUCAAGCAGGCGGCAGCAUCCUUUAAAUAAGCAUCUUUUCAAACCUUCAACUUUCAUGACCUCCCAUGAACCUCCAGUUUAUAUGGAUGAGGAUGAUGACCGAUCAAGUUUUCACAGCCAUAUGGAUGCUGCAACAGAGGAGGAAAUAUCGGAUGAGGAGAGCAUCCCACUAACAUAUAGAGAGUUACCGGAAUACAAAGAACUGCUAGAAUUAAAAAAAUUAAAAAAACAUAAACUCCAACAGAUGCAUGCAGAAAGUGGAUUUGUGCAGCAUGUAGGCUUUAAGUGUGAUAACUGCGGCAUUGAACCUAUUCAAGGUGUUCGAUGGCACUGCCAGGAUUGCCCUCAAGAAAUGUCCUUGGAUUUCUGUGAUUCUUGUUCAGACUGUCUACAUGAAACAGAGAUUCACAAAGAAGAUCACCAGUUAGAACCUAUUUACAGAGCUGAGACAUUUUUAGACAGAGACUACUGCAUGUCGCAAGGAACAAGUUACAAUUACCUUGACCCAAACUACUUUCCAGCAAAUAGAUGACAUGGGAAGCAGACUUACAAUGUGGGGCUUACUAUCUUUGAAAAAUAACAAUGGCGCCAUUGUUAAUUCCGUGCACAUUUUGGAAAGACUCUGCUUUCCCUGAAAUGUCACUCACAGCAUGACAGCUUCCUGGGUGUACUUGUCAAACUACAGCUUUGAACUGUCAUGGUUCUAGAUCACUGAACAGCAGCUGAACAUUCCUAGUGUGCAGAAGGUUUCAUUGGGAGACUUUCGUUUCACCACAUUAGUUAUUUUUAGGUGGUGAAUCUAAACAAAAAAUAAAUACAAAAAGGUGAGCCAGAAAUGAGAGCACACAUUAAAGCGAGAGUAAAUUCCAAAGGCUUUGAAGAACUUGGUUAUAAUGAGAUCCAGAGAAGAUGAAGUAUUUAUAUAAAAUCAGUUUAGUAGCUUGCAGUUUUGUUGUGAAAUAGUUUUCGGCACAGAAACUGACUAUGUUAGGCAAGGUUUUAACCAAUGACAGUGUUUGCUUGUAGGAUAUACUCUAAAAAAAAAUACUCACUGUCCCAGUGAUGGUUGGUUACAGGCCUUCAUUAAAUUGGAGCUGCUUAAUCACAUUGACUUUUUUUUUUUUUUUUUAACCACAAUGAACUCUAUUUACCAACAGUGAAGCACUACAGGAGGCAACUCUGGCAUUGCUUCCUUAACCAGCUCAUGGUGUGUGAAUGUUAUAAAAUUGUCACUCAGAUAUAUUUUUUAAAUGUAAUGUUAUAUAAGAUGAUCAUGUGAUGUGUACAAAAUAUGGUGAAAGUGCCAGUGGUAGUAACUGUGUAAAGUCUCUAAUACUCAACAUUAACUCCUUUAAAAUAAAAUACACAGCCUUCUGCCUCUGUAUUUGGAGUUGUUAGUGCAACUCAUCAAAGAAAACUGCCUACUAUAAAUCAUAUAUAUGGUAAUUUUCCUCUUUUGUAGUCUGCACAAGAUCCAUGAAAGAUUGUAUUUUUAUUACUAUUUAAACAAGUGAUUAAAUUUAGCCUGAGCAGUGAGCAAGGGUUCACAUGCAUUCUUUUAUACUGCUGGAUUUUGUUGUGCAUCAUUUAAAACAUUUUGUAUGUUUCUUCUUAUCUGUGUAUACAGUAUGUUCUUAAAUAAUGUUCAAUUGUCAGGAGAACUGUGAGAAAUAAAAUAUGUGGAUACAGUCUGUUUAUA